AUGUAUUAUGUUGGUUUAGAUACUGAUAAGAAAUUCAAUUUACCUGGGUUUUGGCCAGAUCCAUCCACAUUAAAUCAAAUUCCAAAAGAACCUCAUGAAAUUCAAGCGGAAAUUGCUCGUAUAAGACGAGCUAGAAUUGAAAAGAGAAAGAGAUUAGAAGAAAAAGCAAGAGAAUUAGGUAUAACUGAAGAUGAUGUAGAAGAAGAAGAAAAUGAAUCAACUAUUGUUGAAAAAGGUGAAUCAAAUCAACUUGUAUGA
Molecule: messenger RNA, 258 nt
Organism: Candida tropicalis MYA-3404
Lineage: Eukaryota; Fungi; Ascomycota; Pichiomycetes; Serinales; Debaryomycetaceae
Gene: PET100
Product: Pet100p
Exons: 1
Coding region: 1-258 (85 amino acids)
Biological process (GO): mitochondrial respiratory chain complex IV assembly
Cellular component (GO): mitochondrial inner membrane; mitochondrion
Source: RefSeq, a predicted model, not a curated record